This is a messenger RNA of Camellia sinensis, 576 nucleotides long. RefSeq names its product protein NDR1. The record is from RefSeq and is a predicted model, not a curated record. Gene Ontology annotation, biological process: defense response to other organism. Lineage: Eukaryota; Viridiplantae; Streptophyta; Magnoliopsida; Ericales; Theaceae. Gene Ontology annotation, cellular component: plasma membrane; plasmodesma.
AUGGUUCAAAAAGAGAUCUCAAAAACUCCAUUCUCUAUCUACUGGUGGUUCUUCCAAGUCAUAGUAGUGUUAGGGUUAGCCUCAGUAGUAGUAUGGCUAAGUCUAAUCCCCAAAAACCCGGUCUUCACCGUCGCAGACAUCUACAUUCCAGCCUUAAACACCAGCAAUUCAACAGUCCAGCAACAUGAACUUAACAGAAACACUUCUCUCAUUUUCACUCUUCAAAUAUCAAAUCCUAACAAAGGUAUGGGCAUCUUCUACGAUGACAUCUUAAUUACUUUAUUUCACGUUGACGAUACGAUUGGCACCAAAACAAUUCCGGGUUUCUAUCAAGGCCACAAGAAGAAUCUUCUGUUGGAUGUGUUGAUCAAUGGUGAUACAGUGUUUUGGAGAGGAAUUGCCGACCGGGUUUUUGGAUUGAGGUUGUUUGUGGAGACUAAAGUUAAGUAUAAGGUGUUUAGGUGGAAGACAAAGCAUCAUUGGAUGGUUUGUGAAGCAUCUGCGAUGAUUGAUCCACAGGGAAGGAUAUAUGGGGAGAAGAAUAUAAGGCUACAUCACACAUUGAAGAUGGCAUAA